This is a messenger RNA of Prinia subflava (tawny-flanked prinia), 687 nucleotides long. It is a transcript of the gene C1QL4, whose product is annotated as complement C1q like 4. The record is from RefSeq and is a predicted model, not a curated record. NCBI's taxonomy places the organism in Eukaryota, Metazoa, Chordata, Aves, Passeriformes, Cisticolidae. Gene Ontology annotation, molecular function: protein binding.
AUGCUGCUGCUGCUGCUGGUGGCCAUCCCGCUGCUGGUGCACGGCUCCAAGGCCGGCGCGCACUACGAGAUGCUGGGCAGCUGCCGCAUGGUCUGCGACCCCUACCCGAGCUGCCGCCCCCCCUCCCCGCCGCCCUUCCCUAAGGCCGAGCCGGGCCGCAAGGGCCGCCCGGGGCUCCGCGGGCCACCGGGGCCACCGGGCCCCGCGGGGCCUCCGGGAGAGCCGGGCCGGCCGGGCCCGCCGGGACCGCCGGGGCCGGGCCCGGGCGGGUACAUCCCGUCCUUCUACAGCCCCAAAAUCGCUUUUUACGCCGGCCUGAGGAAGCCGCACGAGGGGUACGAGGUGCUGCGCUUCGACGACGUCGUGACCAACGUGGGCAACUACUACGAGCCCUCGAGCGGCAAAUUCACCUGCCCGCUGCCCGGGAUUUACUUCUUCACCUACCACGUCCUGAUGCGCGGCGGGGACGGCACCAGCAUGUGGGCAGACCUGAUGAAGAACGGGCAGGUGCGCGCCAGCGCCAUCGCGCAGGACGCGGACCAGAACUACGACUACGCGAGCAACAGCGUCAUCCUGCACCUGGACGUGGGCGACGAGGUGUUCGUCAAGCUGGACGGGGGCAAAGUGCACGGCGGCAACACCAACAAGUACAGCACCUUCUCCGGCUUCAUCAUCUACCCCGACUGA